UGCCUCCGUCACUAUAGAAACUACUUCCGCUUCCGGGUCGUCUGCAGGGAGUCGCUUGCGUUGGGGGGUGUACCCCCUUCUCCUGCCCCCCCCCCUCGUCAGGGAAGGGGACUCGGGAGCUUCCUGGUUGCCACAUGCAAAGGCCCCGCAUCGAGGCCUGGCCCAGCUUCCUCGGCGCCUGAGGAGAGACGCGGGCAGGCGGAGCGAGGGAGACGUGGUAUUCAUCCCAUGGUACCUCCUUCCCUGGCUCAGCAACAUGACGGAGGGCUGGGUGGAUUGCCCUUCACUGGGGCCUGGCUGGCAGCGCCGUGAAGUCUUGCGCAAAAAUGGAACCAGACCUGGACAAUCAGACACCUAUUACAUAAGCCCCAGAGGAGAGAAGAUCCGCAGCAGAGUGGAGCUGACGAGGUUGCUGGGAUGUUCGCGUGAUCUGACUGACUUUGAUUUCAAGAAGGGGAUUUUCGUCGAGCCAAAUGCCGAGCCCCCAGCCCCGCCACCCCUCCCACCUACUGGAGGAGGCCACCGGAGGCUCAAGAAGGGUAGCAAAAGGCACUGUUCGUCCCUGGCGGCCGCCACCCCUCCACCCAAGAAGCCUCCCAACCUGCAGCUGUUUGUGGAGCCUCCAGACCAGGAGUUUCCAGACCAGAAACCUCUGAAGCUGGAGAUGGAGCUGCCCAUAGAAGCCCCUGCCAGCAUUCUGACCCAGCAGCAAGAGCUUCCGGCUCCUGUAGAUCAGCCAGCGCCAAAACCUCGCAAGCGACGUUAUCGGAAUCAUCUCCCACCCAUCCUUGCUCCAGCAAAAAUGGGAGACACAGCAGUGCCAGAGACCAACCCGGAAGAAGAUAUAGCGUGCUGUGCUUGUUGUCAGGGUCAGUUCCCAGGAGUGAUGCUUCCAUCCCAGAGACGCUGCCGGUGGCUCUGCCCGGACUGCAGAGCUCAGAGAAGAGAUUUCAACCGGGAACAGAGAUACUACAAGCAGAUUGGCUGUGGUGUGUGCCAAGCGUGCCAGAUGUCUCAGGACUGCGGCAUCUGCAGUGUGUGUGUCCUACGAGCCAAGAGCCCCGAGCUCCGCAUUGGCAUCAAAUGCCUGCUGCGACGAUGCUUGAAGAUUGUCAAAAAGGGCCUUGAAUGUGGUAUGUGUCAGGCCUGCAAGAUAACCGAAGACUGUGGUAGCUGUGUUAUCUGUUUGCGGAGGCAGAAACCAGGCAUGAAGCGCCAGUGGAAAUGCCUCAAGCGCCGCUGCCUUAAACGCAAGAAAAAAAUCCCACCCAAGAAGGAUGGCUACAGCUCCAAGAAGCUGACAGUAGAAGCAGCCUCUGCAAAGGACACCUUCACCCCAACACGAUGCCGGCAGAAGAAGCCAGCAUCGGCAACAGAAGGGCCCCUUCCAAAGGCCCAGCUGGCCCCAGGCCACCGUCGCCAUCGGAGGCGCUCUGCUACCACAAAAUGGAAACCCACCAUAGAACGGGAUCCUGCAGGCAUUCCUAUAGUAAGGUGUAGGAAGCAGCAGUUGGGGGCAGUGAAAGAAAGGAAGAAGGUGGGCCGCCCCCCCAAGCAUCCCACAGCCAAGCUCAAGAACAGUAUGCAUGCCUCCAAAAGCCGUCGAAACCGGAAGUGUGGUGAGUGCGAAGCCUGCCUGCUGAAAACGGACUGCGGUCGCUGCGACUUCUGUUGCGACAAGCCCAAGUUUGGCGGGCGGAACCUCAAGCGCCAGAAGUGCCGCUGGAGACAGUGCCUGCAGUUUGCCAUGAAGCGGCUGCUUCCCGAGGAGUGGAGCAGCCCGGAGGCGGAGGGGGCAGCGGCAGAGGGCUGGAAGGUCAGGAGGAGGAGGAGGAACGCCUACGGUGGCCGCAGCCGCAAGCCAGCCAGGAUCAAGCAGGUGGGGCGGCGGGGAGCCAAGGGGAGAGGCCAGAAGCGACGGGCGAAAGCCAGCUUCCAGCCGGAGGAGUCCUCUUCAAGCAGUGAACUGAUUCAUCUGCCCAAGUCACGGGGCCCAGAGAAGCAGCCGCCGCCAUCGCCGCCACUGAGAUUAAAAACCGAGCCGGAAAGGGCUGACCCUGUUGUGGCCCACGAACCCAUGAAAGACCACCCCAUCCUACCACAGCAUGUCAAAGAGGAGCCAGAUGUCCCUCGCCUCCCCACCCCACCCACCCGGGUCCUGGUGAAGGAUUCCGACACCCGAUUCCCUGCUGUCAACCUCCUUAUUGCCACCUCUCCCAAAAUCAAACAGGAGCAUGCAGAACCAGGUGGGGACCGUCGGCCAUCCAGUGACUCUCCGGUGUCAGCGGGACUGCCUCAGUUUAAGACGGCCCUGGGAAUGCCGGGCAGGGAGGUGGUGGUUCUGGAUGAUGAAGAGGACGAUGAAGUGGAGCAGCUGCAGCAAAUGCGCCCCCCAGUGAUAAUGGAGAUCUAUAGCCUGGGUGGCAUGCAGCCCCUUGCCCAGUUGGACAGCGUCCUGCGAGAGUUCUUGGCCGAGCUGAACGAGAUCCCUCUCCCGGCUCACUGGGAGGUGCUGCCCCCGCUGGGUGGCCCCAACCUGCGCCUCGUGCAGCGCUCAAAACACUCCACCAUGUCGGCAGCGGUCAUCCACAUCCGCCCGGGCCUCUUCUUCCACGUGGUGGUACGAGACCUGCCUGUGCCCCCCGAGCAUGAACUCUAUGCCAGCCACCCGGCCCGCCUCACCACCGUCGACGAGGUGGUGGAACUGAUCUGCGACCUGGAAGCCUAUAGGCUUUGUUCCGGCUGGCCCGCGGGCUGGCAUGCCGGCGAACGGUCUGAGGCUUGCGACGUUCUUGUGUACUCAGGCUGCUGCCCACAGUGCCGGCUCAACCCUUGGCCAUCAGGAAGCGGGGCCUGUUGAGGACCAAGCUGGGCAGGGGAAUUUGAGGACGGGACUCAGCCCUGUGAGGCUGUGAGUGGGCAGAAGUUUUAUUUUGACACUGGAAAUGGCUUGGAUAUCUAAACGGAUCAUUCCUUGCCGUAAAUAGCUUUAUAUUUCCCCUCCCCUUGUUCAAUAGCUUGGCACAAAAAUGUCAUACUCCUCUCGUUGCGGUCUUCUGUGUCUGUCUGUCUCUUUCUCUACUGAUAAGCUGCUUCUGCAUUUCUGGCAUAGAGAGAAACGUUUCUUUUGGAGACUAGACUCCUGCCUUGCUUCAGUCGUUCGCUCAGCUCCUGCCAGAGAGUUGAAACGUGGCCGGCGGCACAUUACAACAGCUUGUGCUGACCACUAGUCCCCUGCACUUUUAAAAACCCUCACAUGCUUGACAAAGUAACAAUAUAUGUUGAUACAAUGGGAGUGUGGAGGCGGCUUAUGCAUUGGUCCAGGCCUGCUUCUCUGUUGCUUCAACUCGCCUGGGCCCUCACUGUCACAUUUAGUACCAUCCUGGAGACUUCUACAUCCACAGUAUGGUCAUCGGCAGACCCGGGAAGGAUGGGAUUUAAGAACAGGGUUUCCUUCUUGGAAGAAUCCUUCUGAUGGAGACCUGCCCCUUCCUUCCCCCAGAUACAUCGAAAACUUGAAUUGUUGCCUCGGGCAUGUUUUUCUUUGUUUCAGGGUUGCUCAGUUUGGAUGGUUAAUUCUGUUUGAGGACCAGGAAGGUUUUUUUUAAAAAAAAAUUGUUUGGGGGAGCAGGGACGAUGGGAUGGAUGGAUGGAUGCUGAGAGAUUCUAGCAUAUCCUGUUCAGGGAAGUUCUACAGAAGCCAUAGCUGUAUGUCACUUGCUAACUUGUGGUUUUGUUUUGCGUCUUCCCUCACUGUGGCGGCAGCAGCAGCAAACACCCCCUGAGCCUUUCCCACAUGCCUCUUGCAGUCAGGUUUUGUUUUCUUAUGUGUGUGCUUCUUUUCCCUCAGAAGAAAAGAAUGAAAUUAUCUUAAAGAACGAUCAAAUCAGAACUGGUCUCUAUUUUUUUUAAUGUAUUAAAAAUUUUAAUGAGCAA
This is a messenger RNA of Elgaria multicarinata webbii, 3936 nucleotides long. Its product is annotated as methyl-CpG-binding domain protein 1-like. Gene Ontology annotation, molecular function: DNA binding; zinc ion binding. The transcript is spliced from 20 exons. The record is from RefSeq and is a predicted model, not a curated record. Bases 257 to 2860 code for a protein of 867 amino acids. NCBI's taxonomy places the organism in Eukaryota, Metazoa, Chordata, Lepidosauria, Squamata, Anguidae.